Molecule: messenger RNA, 1077 nt
Organism: Purpureocillium lilacinum
Lineage: Eukaryota; Fungi; Ascomycota; Sordariomycetes; Hypocreales; Ophiocordycipitaceae
Source: RefSeq, a predicted model, not a curated record
AUGACAACAGAUCGUCCAGCGCCAUCCGGGAUCAACGAAGCCAUUCGUGAGUGGAUCACGGCAAACGAGGAGAAAGAAAUUCGCGAGCAGUUCCAAAAUUCCUGCGUUCGCAAUCGCCAAGUCCUGUGGAGUGGCAUGCACCGGGAGGUUGCGCAAGAAUGGGCAGAUAAACAUGGGUUCCAGACGCUCACAACCGCAAUGGGUCCUCUCAUGGACCCUAAUAGUCCCAAAUGCCCAAAGGCUACGAAGGGCCACAAGAGCUGGCCAAAAUAUGUUCAUGGAGCGUCGGUUGUGUUUGCUUGCUACAUCUCCGAAGGCGACAUCGCCACUGUCUUAUCGCAGCCUCCCCCACAGCGCUUCCACCCGUCCGGACGGACCUACUAUCAGAUGAUCGAGGAGCCAAUUCUAAAAGGCAAGUAUGGCAAUCGGCCCGUGAGGAAGAUUGUCGUGGUUCACCCAACCGUGGGCAAGGCGGCGGAGUUUACCUACGAGCUGUGGCCGCACGACGAACCUUCCCUGUGGACAGCUUCCUUUGGCAUACCGGACACUGUCCGUUACUGGCGGCAAGUCAAGCUGCCAAGGAAAGAAUCAAAGGUAAAUCAGUUGGAUAAUUGCAAAUCCACCGGUGCCUCAACGACGGGCACAAAACCCGAACAGAAGGAUGCCGCAUCAUGUGAAGUCCCAAGCAAGAGAACUAAAACAGGAAAGACGAAAAAGAAGCGGAAGGGCAAGAAAUGCGAUUUAGCAGGCUGCAAGGACGCUUCGAGCAAACAGGAAGCCAAAGCGGACAGAACAAAAGGAGGAACCCCAAACGGCAACGGGUGUGAGAAAAAGGGUGGAAAGAUGAGCAAAAAGGGGCACAAGGCGAAAGGGAACAACGUCCCACAACAAGAGCAAAUGCGUCAAUGCCCAACGAUGGGGAAAUGCAAAGGGACAAAGGCGAAGGCGCGAGAGGCAGAGAGUAGGGAGCUUGAAAGCACAGCCAACGACUGUGGCGGAGCCAAGAAGAAGAAGAAGAAGAAGAAGGCAAAGAAACGCCGCAAGCCCUCCAGCGACCCCCCGCAACCCAACCCGUAA